CGACCUGAUCUCGGUGCCCCCUUUUCAACUUCGUGGGCCGUGGAUUAGCCGUCGCGCCAAUAUGCAGGCAAGCAGCGCCGCAUCGUGGAACGACCAUCACACCCAAUCAUAAAAGCUGUGUGCCCAAACCGAUCGGCAGUGUUAUUUCAAUUGAUCUUGGCUGUUGGAAUCGGUUUCCUAGUCUUUAUUUACCGGCUCGGCCUCCUUCCACUCUUCCUCUGUUAUCUGCGUGAGCGUUCUGCCAACAACCUCACAGUCUAGGCCAUUCCCGAGAUGACCCUCAGACGCCUUAUUUUCCCGGCCAUGGCCAGCUUUGUAUUCGCAGAGAGCAGCAUCACUACGAUGUACUUCCCUGACUUUGGGGGGCGUCCCUCCCUCCAAGCCUCGAUCGUCGGCAACGUGAGCACUCCCAGUAUGGAUCAUCCGAUGUCCGAUGUCUUGCUAACACCACUGAGCUACAUCGUGAACGGCGACAACGUUACCGUGGUGGACGCAUGGACAGAAGACCCGACACGUCUUCGAAGCAUUACGUGCUCGCUUGACGGGACCUCCACUGCCUUUUGUAGCUGGAUGUCAGGAGGGAGAUGGCAAAAGGCGACGGAUAGUGAAAUGGUCACGCAGCUGUCGCCAGUGACAGUGAGGGCAGGGAAGGUUACUGGGGCGGCCAGUGCUUCGCAGACUGAAAGUUCGGAUCCGAAAGAGACUGCGUCUGAAACUGGGCCUGACGCUGCGACGGCUACUCCGACUGGGGGUGCGAGCAGGAUGAGACGGCGUGGUUGGGAUGGCCUUUGGGUUGGCUUAGUAGGAGUUGUGUUAAUAUGAGAGUUAAUAUAAGAGUUAAAGGACAACAGAAGGGAAAUCAAUUUGCCUUCCAGCCUUCGAACAUCUGAACUGCCAACUGCCCAGAAGCUAGAGGGUGCUUAGCGUGCUUAGCGUGCUUAUCAUGGAUGCUUGGUUGGCCAAGGUGAAUCCUUUCGCUGUGUGUCGUUUUCUGGCGACUGUGAUUGCGUGGAGGCAGAUUGCGUGAUAAGCCUCCCCUUAUCUUCUUUCAC
Molecule: messenger RNA, 1052 nt
Organism: Aspergillus versicolor CBS 583.65
Lineage: Eukaryota; Fungi; Ascomycota; Eurotiomycetes; Eurotiales; Aspergillaceae
Exons: 2
Coding region: 274-822 (182 amino acids)
Source: RefSeq, a predicted model, not a curated record